CCCUGCGGGGCAAGAUGGCGGCGCCCAGGCGGGCCUAGCGCAACUCAGGGAUCCCACCCAAACUAGCCACAAAAUUUGCAGACAUGUUUUAUUUGGCCAACCCAAGAUUGUUUUUCUAAUUAAGGGGUGAAGGAGAGAAUUCCCACACCAAAGCAGUGUUGGAAAGAUUCACCAGGGGAGGCAGCCAACAACGUGUCAAGAUGCUCUCUAGACCAAAGCCCGGGGAGUCUGAGGUGGAUCUGCUGCACUUCCAGAGUCAGUUUCUUGCAGCUGGAGCAGCCCCAGCUGUACAAUUGGUGAAGAAAGGAAGCCGGAGAUGCGGCGAUGUUAACCUGGCCCAGCGUCCACCGCAGGAGCAUCGGGAUGUGGUGAUGCUGGACAGUCUCCCAGAUUUGCCUCCAGCUUUGGUUCCUGCUCCCCCAAAGAGAGCCAGACCCAGCCCCGGUCGACCUCUACCUGAACACGAGGACCCUGAAGAGAGGCUGAACAGGCAUGAUGAGCACAUCACUGCUGUCCUGACCAAGAUUAUUGAGCGAGAUACAAGUUCAAUGGCUGUAAAUCUGCCUGUGGCCAGUGGUGUUGCUUUCCCUCCUGUAUUCCAUCGUGCACAGGGGAGACAGGGAAAGCCAGCAGCAUCUGGUAAGAAGAGCAUCUUUGCCCAGGAAAUUGCCGCAAGGAGAGGGUCUGAAGCCAGGGUCCCUCCCGUUGGAGAAGACACAUCCAUGCUGGGCUCACCAGGAGGCACUGUGACCUGUGAGGUACUCACACCUAGGGAUCAGGACGGCCAGCUUCCUCAGGGCAGCCACCGCUUCGUGGGACCCCAUCUGGUCACAGGAAAGGGACUCAGAUGCCAGGAGGCUGAGCAGGAAGUCCAGACUAUCCACGAAGAGAAUGUCGCAAGACUGCAAGCCAUGACUCCUGAGGAGAUCCUGCAGGAACAGAGGCAGUUGCUGGCUCAGCUUGAUCCCAGCUUGGUUGCCUUCUUGAGAUCUCAUAGCCACCCCCAGGAGCAAGUAGGCGAGAAGGCCGUGGAGGAGCAGAGGUCAGAAGGAUCCUCUGUGGAAGUCACUGAAAAGGAGCCCCUUGUGGCAACUUCUGCCAGUGAGCCCAAGAAGGAAGAUGAGCUGGAGCCAGGAGCCCCAGCUCUGACUCUGCCCGUGACCCCUCAUAAAGAAUGGCUGCACAUGGACACUGUUGAGCUGGAGAAGCUCCACUGGACUCAGAACCUGCCCCCACUCCGGCGGCAGCAGACACAGGAGCGGAUGCAGGCCCGAUUCAGUCUUCAGGGAGAGCUGCGCCCCGAUGUGGACCUGCCCACCCAUCUGGGUCUGCAUCACCAUGGAGAGGAGGCGGAGAGAGCAGGGUACUCCCUACAGGAGCUGUUUCACUUGACACGCAGCCAGGUGGCCCAGCAGAGAGCACUAGCGCUGCAUGUGGUGGCCCAGGUCAUCGACAGGGCCCAGGCUGGGGAGUUUGGGGACCGGCUAGUGGGCAGUGUUUUGCGCCUUCUUUUGGAUGCUGGUUUCCUCUUCCUCCUGCGCUUCUCCCUGGAUGACAGAGUGGAUGGGGUCAUCGCAGCUGCUGUCCGUGCUCUUCGGGCUCUGCUGGUCGCUCCUGGAGAUGAGGAGCUCCUUGACAGCACCUUCUCCUGGUACCAUGGAGCUCUGGUGUUCCCUCUGAUGCCCAGUAAGGAGGACAAGGAAGAUGAGGACGAGGACGAAGA
This is a messenger RNA of Talpa occidentalis (Iberian mole), 1723 nucleotides long. RefSeq names its product RNA polymerase II-associated protein 1-like. The record is from RefSeq and is a predicted model, not a curated record. Lineage: Eukaryota; Metazoa; Chordata; Mammalia; Eulipotyphla; Talpidae. Gene Ontology annotation, biological process: transcription by RNA polymerase II. Gene Ontology annotation, cellular component: nucleus.